Molecule: messenger RNA, 1794 nt
Organism: Teleopsis dalmanni
Lineage: Eukaryota; Metazoa; Arthropoda; Insecta; Diptera; Diopsidae
Exons: 4
Coding region: 60-1778 (572 amino acids)
Source: RefSeq, a predicted model, not a curated record
ACAAGUUCUAAACUGAGUUGCCGCUAAAAAGGAGCGGAUUGUAAACAAAUAAUAUUAAAAUGGAAAUACAGAAAACGCAAAUUGUGGAAGUUAUAUCGUAUAAAAAUAAAUUAGCUUUAUUUUGCAUUGAUAUAGUGCCACGUUUAACCAAAUAUUUUUGUGGUCAAAAUGCUCUACAUAGUACACGGUGGUUGCAUUUGGAAGAUUGGGCUACUUUGGAUGAAUGUCUUCAAAAUAUAAUAGAUAAGUACUUAGAAUCAAAAAAAAGUACUCAGCUUCAUGAAAAGUUUUUACUUAAUACUACUAUAGAAGUUGAGAUUAAGAAGCCUGAAAUUACUACUGAAACAUUGUGUAAAUUGUUUAAUGAUAAGAAAAUAAACAAAACAGAUAUAUUUAUUACAUUACACUGUACUGUUAAACAUAUAGAUGAUCUUGCUAUUAAAAGACUGGAAGUCCACGAGGAUCAUGAAUAUCAGCCACAAAUUGUUAAUAAAAGCAACGACUCGAACUCAAAAAAUACACUCAAUUAUGUACCAUACAUUCCCUCAUCUUUAGACAGCACUUGUACUGCACUAAAAAAUGUCGGAACUGAUGUAAUUGAGGAGGAAUAUACGCCAAAACCAAUACAAAGCAUAAAUACUGAGGAUACAAACUUGGGUUUAAAUGCAAUACCCAGCUAUAAUCCAGCACGCAUCUGUACGACAACAGACGUUGAACAAAAAUUAAAUAGCAAAACAAAAGAAGAUGAUGAGGAAAUUGCUGAGUCCACGUCGGAAUCUAAGUAUGAAGAACUUAAAACUAAGAAAUUAAAACUGAAACGAAGAAGAGAUGAACGCAAAAUACGUAGCUCAAGCAAUUCGGAAUUUAAACAUGGUGACCUUGGUAUAAAUAAGAAUUUAAGAAAAUCAAGUCGAGAGAAAAAAGCUGUACCGACAUAUAUUGAAGGUGAUUAUACAGAAGACAGCAUUGUAAAAGAAUGUUUACCGCAAAGCAAAACACAUUUAAAAAAAGAACUUAAUUUUAAAAGCAAUAGUUCCGAUAGACGUACGAAAACCUCUUCAAGUCGAUUGCUUCAAUCAAGUCACAAUAAAGAAAAGAGUAAACUGCAAGCAGACCUUUUUGGCUCUGAUGAUAAUGAUGAUGAGCAAGCAAAUAUAUGCAUGGAAGGUAUUAAAAGUAAAAAAAGAAAAUAUAAGCAGUUAGGCUCUGAUAAUAAUAAACCGAAAAGAGUGAAUUACGAACAGCAAACCUGUGAGAGCUCUAGUUCGAAAAAUUCUAAAAAUUUAUUAGAUUCUAACAUCCAACAGCACCAACAGCAAGAGAGUGUAAGGCUUCCCACUAAAGAUACAUACGACUAUAAAGAGAUCCUAAAAGAAUUGGUUCGACCUCCAAAACAAGUUGAGACAUUAAAUUUAAAAGAUAUGACUUUAGAUGAUAUUCAAAACACUUUGUUGGAAUAUAAGCCGAUGCUUGAUAUAAUCUUUGAGAAAUUAAAAAACAAAAGUUUUGUAAGAAGCUUUAAUGGUAUAAGCCAUUCCACAGUUAUAUACCUCAUGGAAGAUAAAAUACAAGGAAAGCUGAUGGAGAUUCUUGCUAAUAUGUAUGAUAAAGACCAUAAUUCGCAUGCGACUGUAUUUUUAAAUGGUUUGUUACCAGAAUGGAUUUUGUUAAUAUUUAUGAAAAAAUUUCAACUCUCACGAGAUGCAGCUGUUUCACAUGUUGAAGCCCAGGAUGACUAUAAUUCUUAUAUUAAUAUGAAAUCUGAUGAAUCCUUUUAAAAUGUUCUGUUACAAC